AUGUCGGCCGUGGUGGCUCAACCCGUGGCCGUCCUCGGCUGCCGGCCGGGGGUCGCCAGCGGCGUCUGCUUUUUGGAGGAUCAGGUCGUGCUGCACGCGGUGGGGGCGGGCUGCGUCCAGCUCCACCUCAAGGAGAAGUGGCACAAGUUCAUCCCAGGCAUCGAGAAGACCCGAGGCAUGCAGGCGAUGGCCAUAAGCCCCGAUCGGCGGUACCUGGCCGCCGCAGAGACGGUAGCGGAUCAGCCGGUGCUGACGGUCUACGAUCUGUCGUCGGUGCCGGCGCGGCGGAGGAGGACCCUGUCCGCUGCCGAGCUGCCGGAGAGUAUAGCGGUGUCUCUGGCCUUCUCCCCCGACGGUCGGUACUUGGCCGCCGCCACGGCCCCCCCCAAGGGGCACCUCACCUACUGGCUCUGGGAGAAGCAGCGGCUGAUGGCUGCCGUCCGGCUCGAGGCCCCGGGUAGCAGCGUCUGCCAGGUGAGUUUUAGUCCUCAUGACAAUGCGCAGGUUUGUUUCACUGGAAAUGGCUUUUUCAAACUUUUUAAGUACAGUGAAGGAACUUUGAAGCAGAUGAAUUUAGAAAAGGGAAUGCCACAAAACUACUUGUGCCAUACCUGGCUGUCCAAGGAGGAAGUUAUAUGUGGCACUGACACAGGCAAACUUAUCUUGUUUGAAACUGGAAAUCUUCUCUGGGAGACAAGAGUAGAGUACAGAAAACCACACAGGGAAUUAGAAGAAGAUGCAACAACAGAAUAUGAGUGUUGUUCUGUUGGCUCCAGUGUUGAUAAUGGUUCACAACAGGAUUCUUUGCCUCAAAUAUCUGCAAUUGCAGCUUAUUCCAAAGGAUUUGCAUGUUCACCUAGCCCAGGAAUUGUUGUGCUCUUUGAGAAGACCAGGGGAAAGGAAUUCUGCGAGGAGAUUCAAGAAAUCUGGCUUCCUAAGGACCGGUUCAGCAGUGAUACAAAAAAGUCAGGCAGACAGAACAUUAUACAUAUAUGCUUCAGCCCCUCAGAGGAAACAAUGGUUGUUAACACACAUAAGAAUCAGCUUUAUGUGUUUACUAUGCUCACCACCGAUUUCAUGAAGGACAGGAUUGCUUAUUUUAAAUAUUUGACUUUCCCAUUGCAUUCUGCUUCCAUUACUGGUCUGGACAUCUGUGUUUGGAAAUCCAUUCUUGCCACUUGUUCCCUGGAUAGAUCUGUCCGCAUCUGGAAUUACCAGACAAACACUUUGGAGCUGUGUAAGGAAUACUGGGAGGAAGCAUACACAGUUUCACUUCAUCCCACUGGCCUUUUCUGUUUGGUUGGAUUUUCUGACAAACUACGAUUUAUAAGUCUACUGUAUGAGGACAUGCAUGUUUUCAAGGAGCUUGCUGUGAUAAAGUGUAGAGAGUGUUCAUUCAGUAGCAGAGGACAUCUUUUUGCUGCAGUUAAUGGAAAUGUGAUUGAAAUUUAUUCCAGCAUCACCUUUGAGAAUAUUAAUAAUCUGAAAGGACAUAGUGGGAAGAUACAUUCAGUUAAGUGGAGUGCAGAUGAUACUAAAAUUAUCUCCUGUGACACACAUGGUGCUGUGUAUGAGUGGAACUUGUCAACAGGUGAAAGGGAGACAGACUGUGUGCUCAAGUCCUGCAGGUACAGCAGCAUUGACCUGUCUUCUGAUGCCGAAGUCAUUUUUGCUGUUGGAUCUGACCAAACUCUCAAAGAAAUUUCAGAGUCUUCGAUCCAGCAUGAAGUGCCUGCUUUUGGUGUUGUUUAUACUGCAGUAGCUGUUUCUCAUUCUGGGCACAUGGUAUUUGUUGGUACGUCUCUGGGGACAAUUCGAGCUAUGAAGUACCCUUUACCUUUGACAAUGGAUUUCAAUGAGUAUCAGGCCCAUGCGGGUGCUGUUACAAAGAUGUCCAUAACAAAUGAUGACCAAUUUCUGUUGACUGCCUCAGAGGAUGGCUCUAUAUUUAUCUGGAAAGUAUAUGAGAAAGGUGAGAUAGUGAAAUGGCAGAAGGAAGCUGAGUAUGCUGAGGAAGUGUUGGUCCUGAGGUCAGAUAUAAAAGAGAAGAGUCAGGCAAUGCUGGACCUGCAGAUUCAUGUGAAAGAGCUACAGACAGAAAAUUGUUACCAGCUAAGUCUCAAGGACAUGUACUAUAAUGAAAAAAUAAAGGAAUUAGAAGAUAAUUUCACUCAGGAAAUAAGCUCCCUUAAAACCAAAUAUGAGAAUUUACAGACAGAGAAAGAAAACCAGGAACGACAACACCAGUUGCAAGUGUCUGAGCUGAUGGAUAAACAGGCCAGGGAGAUGCAAAAGCUAGAAUCUGACAGUAAUCAGAAACUCUUAAUGGAAAAUGAGAAAUACCAGGAGCUGGAUGAGAAAUCCCAAAAGAUGCAGCAGGAAUACGAGAAACAACUACACAGUCUAGAAGAAAGCAAAAGCAAGGCUGUGAAGGAACUAACAGAAUACUAUGAGGAAAAACUUAAUGAGAAAUCUGUUCUGCUGAAAGAGGCAGAGGAGGAUAUGAGGCAGCAGCUUCUAGCACAGGAAGAAAUUGAGAAACAAAUUUAUGAAGAUGAAGACCAAGAAAUCAUGGAAAUCAAAAUUAAGUAUGAGCAACAACUUUGGGAAGAAAAGGAGUCCAACAUGGAACUGAAAGGAGAAAUUGGAGUCAUGAAUAAAAGGUUGAACAGCCUACAGAAAGAGCUCAAGGAGCGGAACAGGUGCAUUGAGGAAAUGAAAUUGGCACAGCAGAAGCUGCAACACUUCACUAAGUCACUGGAAGAUGACAUCUUGUCACUGAAGAAAGAGAUUCAAGAGAGAACUGACACUAUCCAAGAGAAGGAGAAGCAUAUAUAUGACCUAAAAAAGAAAAACCAGGAACUGGAAAAGUGCAAGUUUGUGCUGGAUCACAGAAUAGCGGAGUUGAAGAAGCUAAUAGAGGUACAUGAAAAUGAUGUUAAUAUAAUGAAGAAGCAGAUCUAUGAGAUGGAGGGCGAGCUGGAACGAUUCCAGAAGGAGAGCACACAGUUGAAGCUGAACAUCACACAACUGCAACAGAAACUAAAGGCAACUGAUAAUGAGAUGCAUAGGGAAAGGCAGAAGAAGCAAAAUAUGGAAAUUCUCAUCAAACGAUUUAAAGCAGACCUUCAUAAUUGUGCGGGCUUCAUUCAAGAACCAAAGAAGCUGAGGAAUGGGAUCCGUGAGCUCUACACCAAGUACAUGCAAGAAUCAGACUUGGAGGAGAUUGAAAUAGCACAAAAAGAUUUGCAGCCCGAGUGCAUGAGACAGCGAGAGUAUUUCGAGAGGAAUUUGGCAGCUUUAAAAAAGAAGUUGGUGAAGAAUCAGGAAACCCACCAACGUGCUUAUAUGUGCAUUAUGCAGGAAAACAUGAGUCUGAUUAAGGAAAUUAAUGACUUGCGGCAAGAACUGAAGGCAGCCCUCACCCAGCUACAUCACCUCAAGUCAACACUAAAAUUAAUCAAGAAAAGAGAAGCAAUUCAAGACACAGCUCCCUCCAGUGAACCACUGCCCAGUCCAGCUGUCCUGAGGUUGAAUGCAGAAAAGGAAAAUGAGAAAAUCAUAGAAAUGCAGCAGCUAGAAAUUCAAUACCUGAGAAACCAAAUCCAGGAGAAGGGGCAAAGCCCUGCAGUUCAGCCCCUCUUAACCAGAAAUCUUCCUAAGCUGAAUCUGGAAGGAAGUCACGAGACACAGCAACAGUGAUCUAGUUCAAGGAUGUCUUACAUUAUUGUAUUAUCCUGUCAAGAUCAGAAAUGCAGAAGCAUAGGUUAGACUUCCAUGAUUCUAUACUCUUUCCACUAGAAGCAUUCAUGCAGCCCUCACUGCUCUGAACACAAGGCAACAACUUCACUCCUUCCUCUUCUACUUUCCUGGAAUCUUCCCUUUCCAUAAGGCCAAGGAGCCAAGAGAAAAAGAAUAAAUUUGUGUUAGUGCAUAACGGAUCUUUGAGCCUUCAUGCUAGGACAGGUAUGCACCUUCUCUUGAAAAAUAAUGUGUCCUAGUUCAGAAGAGCUGGUCAAACUCUGUAAACCUUUUCCGCUAGAAUUCUAAUUUGCUGUCGUUAUGCUGCAAAACUCAGUAUCAGCCUUUUAUUUUCCAGUAUUGAGUUGCUUAAGUCCACACAACAAACUGCUCACACUUAAGACAGAUGUCAGCGUUAUUCCAAGCAGGUAUCCAGUCACAGACUGAAAAUCAAUUACCUUGUGAGGGCAACCUUUGACUAGUGAUCAAGCACACCUGAGCUAGAGCCCUUGCUCAAGCCUCUGCCUCCUGUCUGGAGAUGCAUUGUCUCAUCUGUUACAGUCAUUUCAGCAGGACAAAAAGACAGCACAGCUUCAGACUCUGAAAUCUGGAAUAAAGUCCAAACCCUGCAUCACAACUCUUCUAUAACUUUGAUAAAUUAAUCUUUGCUUGUCUUCUUCCCAGCUUCUGCAAUCCCUUUAGUUCAGUUUUUCUGUGAAAUUCUUCUAAAAAGUCACCCUACAAAGUACUCAUAUAUAGCAAAAGGCAGGGAAUCAUUUAUUUAAUAGUGGGAGGAGAAAAGUACUUUUUUUUAUCCUUUGUUUCAGUGCAUAACACACUGUCUCACUGAGGAAUACUGCACAUACAUCAGAAGUUUAAGCUACUUAUUGAGCUUAAACUCUAUAAAUACCAUAUAUUGUUAUAAUACCACAGACGGAACUAUAUGGUAUUCUAAGAGCCAGUACAUUGCUGUUUCCAUUUCCUAAUCUGAAUUGUAAAGAAGUGACAAGUGCUUUCUAUGUUAAACAGAAGAUAGUGGUGCCAAUGCUGGAUAACACAUAAGCUAUAUUACCAUUAGUGACACCAGACACGUUUCUAGGCUAACACCAUGGUAAAACAGCCAGAUAGCUCCACAAGCUCCUGUGACCUGGGAGACUUCAGCUGAGUGCUUUGGCCAAGAAUGUGGAAUUAAGUUUCUUUAGUCUUACUUUUCCAAUUUUGCAGCUAUAACUGGUAUGGAGCAUGGGUUUCACAAGAACAAAAGGAAUGAAUGACAAUGGAAUUGGUCUGUUGAUGUGCUAACUUAACACCCUUUCUUCCUCCUCCCCUCCCCAUAUAAUCAUCUUGAUACUUCCUGUACAGAAAGAGGAUGUAAUUAAUGUAAUUAACAAAUAUUUUAGAAACUAGUUCCCUCUUAAAUUUUCAGAACACACCCAUUUUAAUUUGCUGGACUCCCAUGUGCUAUAAUUUUCCCCUCUCUCCAUCAGAAUAAAUUGAGUGGCAGAAGCCACUGCUUUAAUAGAUGUCUUUUAGAGAAAUGGAAUCAAUCUUCCUGAAAGAGAAGAAU
This is a messenger RNA of Melopsittacus undulatus (budgerigar), 5308 nucleotides long. RefSeq names its product cilia and flagella associated protein 57 (gene CFAP57). The coding region runs from base 1 to 3702 and encodes 1233 amino acids. The record is from RefSeq and is a predicted model, not a curated record. Gene Ontology annotation, molecular function: protein binding. Lineage: Eukaryota; Metazoa; Chordata; Aves; Psittaciformes; Psittaculidae. The transcript is spliced from 22 exons.